GGUUGGAAUUAACUACUUUUUCUGCAUACAAACGAUCGCACUAAGUAGGCGAAGAUUCAGGCCUAGCAAUUAGGCCUAGAAAAAUCUUUGUUUUACAAUAACUAAGGUUAAAGGUGUGAGAUGAAAAACUAUUUUCCAAAAUGUUGGGAAGACGACGAAAGGAUGGAUUAUCUAUUCUCGGCAUUUCGAGGCGAGAAAAACACAAACCCCCAUGACUGGGAUACGAAAAUUAAUUUUUGGAAUUCAGUUAUCACAGCUUACUGCAGGUCGCAUAAAACAGUUACAGUCAACUGUGAGACAAUAAUAGAGGAGUUUAGAAGAAAGGGUAAAGUACCCUUAUGUGUAGGACAGGUUCUAGAUGAAUUGAUUAGAAUUAAAAAGUUGGAGUCGGUCAACUAUGUUAUAGCAAGCAGAGGCUGGUUGUCAUGGAGUUUUCAUGUGUUCAUUAGUACACCAUCAUCUUGGCUUUUUAGUAGAUUUUGGAAGAAGCCCACUGCUUACCCAUCGGGAGUUUAUAUUCACAGAGACCUUCUAAAGGAAUAUGCAAAUUCUCUGUUAGAAGCUCACCAUAAUCAAGUGCAAUGUGAUUUAGCCGAUAAUCUUGUGACUUAUGAAGCAGUUAAAUCGUUAUCAUCCGACUUCUGUAAGGAUAGCACAACACUAGACCUCAUUCUAAGCUAUCUUGAGAAAGAGAAGAAAAUCUGUAUUGGGUACUCAGGAGAUGGGUCGAAGGUAGUUAAAUUUACAGAUGGACCCAACUCUACGGUGCAGGCUAUUAGUGAGGCUGAUUUUGGAAUUAUUAGAUUAAAGAAAACUAUAGAGAUGCUGAAACUGCAAAUAAGUAAAUUGGUGGAAAAGAAGAAAAAGUUACACCAAGAAGCUAAGACUGCACUUAAGGAAGCUUCAAAAACCAAGGCCAAGCAGGCUCUUCGAAAAAAACUCAGCACAGAGAAGAUGAUAGAGAAUUCAGAGCAAACCCUGGCAACUCUAGAACAGUUACAAGAUGAAAUAAAAACAGCCGAGUCUCAAAAAGUGAUCUUGAGUGCCUACGAAGCUGGAGCUUCUGCCUUAAGGAAGACACUAUCCGACCAAAGACUUAGGCCUGAUAUAGUUCACAACACUAUGUCAGACGUACAGGAAGUUGUUGAAAUGUGCCAAGAUAUUUCCACCAUUAUGCAAGACAAGAGCCAGGAACUGGAGCAGAGCUAUAUGGGAGAGGAGAGCCUUGACCAAAGUGAUCUAGAAGCAGAGUUAGCAGCCUUGCUAAACAGCCAGGCUGACAGUGAUAAUGAGGAAUAUGCAACAUCAAGUGCAACUCCAGUUCGAGACAAAGGAGAUACGCCCUUGCGUAGAAGACCAAUUGCAUCUGCUAAUAAAUUUGAUGUUGACAGUUUGCCUGAUGUACCAUCCCAUAAUAUUCAGGAAGAUGGCGACAAGCAGGUUCGCCAACUGCUUUCUAGUUGAUGAUUUGGUUACUGUCCAGUGUACCACUGAUAUUCCAACAGUUGUCAGGUUUAGACCAAGUUUUAUGUAUUGUAAGGAACAUACUAUAUUUAAUGUUUUGUGCUUAUUUUUCAUUGAAAAUGUUUUCUGGUGUGAAGAUACUGUAUUCAACACUGUGGCCUUGUGGUUAGUAGUUCAGAUGCCCACAUUCUAAUACCAAAAUGUAGGGUUCAACAAUCCUGAAAACAUCAUGAUUUUUCUCAUAAACCGCAAUAAACUGCGCUCUGCCCAAGCCUCAUGAAGGCACUUAAUGAGGGGGGUGGACCCAGGAUCUUUCCAUUGCAAUAGAUCCUUGUCAUUUGAUAUUCUGUAAAAGUAAAACUUUUCUGCUGGGCAGAGUCGCGAAGUUUCUACCUUUCUUAGCAUGGAGGUUUUAAGUCACAGAUAGGAUUUGACACAAUGGUCCUACAAGACGACAGUUUUACAACACUCGCAAACACAUGCAUUUGAGUUUGUGAGACGCGCGCGUAUUCCUAGCGCUGUUCCGAUUAGUCAGUUAUUAGUUUGGUUGACACCCCGGAGAGAUUACUGAGAAUAAAGUGUUAAAAAUAUACAAAUAUCUGGGAGAUUCCUGCAGCUUGCGGGAGACGUAGGACCCCAUGCUAAAUUAACUAGAAUUACAUGAAGAGUGACAUGAAUCAAAAAAUGAAAUAUUUUGCCAUUAAUGGUGCAAGUACCCAACUGUUGUACAGUAUUCGUAUGGGAACUUCCAUGCUCAACAGAAAAUCUGUUAAGUAGUUUUUGUUCUAUACAUACUCAACGGAUAAGUCCCAAUCGAAUAUGCCAAUUGUCAUGUUAUAUUAAAUUAACCAAUCAAAAAUGACAAGGAUCUAUUUGGGUGUGUUAUGGUUUUGUUAUAGAUAUUAUUGUUACUAUGUCAUAAAUAGUAGUUUACCACUAAAAUUAUAUAUAUUUUUUUGUAUAAAGUAGCAAGGUAUUUGUUUUGAUUUAAAGCAAAAAUAAACCCAUGUACUUUAUAAUAUCUUGGAUAGCAAAAGAAUAAUUGUUUUUGAUAUAAUCAAGAUUGUCAAAUUUAUUGCUGAAGAUUUUGUAAAUUAUGCAAUUGUCCCCAAAUAUUGAAAAAUAAAAGAAAAUAAUGAUAAAA
Anneissia japonica is the source of this 2608-nucleotide messenger RNA. RefSeq names its product charged multivesicular body protein 7-like. The transcript is spliced from 9 exons. The record is from RefSeq and is a predicted model, not a curated record. Lineage: Eukaryota; Metazoa; Echinodermata; Crinoidea; Comatulida; Comatulidae. Bases 121 to 1464 code for a protein of 447 amino acids. Gene Ontology annotation, cellular component: multivesicular body; cytoplasmic side of plasma membrane; ESCRT III complex. Gene Ontology annotation, biological process: vesicle budding from membrane; late endosome to vacuole transport via multivesicular body sorting pathway.